AUGAAGUUAAAUCCUACUAAGUGUUCUUUUGGUGUAACUGCAGGCAAGUUCUUAGGCUACUUGGUGACACAACGAGGGAUCGAAGCCAACCCAGCUCAGAUUGAUUCAAUCCUAAGGAUCCCCUCACCAACAUGCAUCAAAGAUGUCCAAAAACUAACAGGCCGAAUCGCUGCGCUAGGCCGAUUCAUCUCAAAGUCUUCCGAGCGAUGCCACUCUUUCUUCAACACACUUAGAAAAUCAAAGACAUUCGAAUGGACAGCCGAGUGUGAAGAAGCGUUGGACAAAUUAAAGCAAUACCUGACUAGCCCUCCACUAUUAUCAAAGCCAAAAGAUAACGAAAACCUCUUUGUGUACCUAGCUGUCUCUGAGGCGGCAGUCAGCGCAGUCUUAGUAAGAGAGGAUAAAGGUAAACAACUUCCAAUUUAUUAUGUCUCUAAAUCCUUACUUGAUGCAGAAACGAGGUACAACACUGAGAACUUAGCAUUGGCACUCAUUCACGCGGCCGUAAAGUUGCGUCCAUACUUCCAAUGCCACCCAAUCACAGUACUCACCACCUUUCCCCUCAAGACCAUACUACAUAAACCAGAGUUGUCUGGAAGAUUGACCAAGUGGGCAGUGGAGCUCAGCGAAUAUGACAUCUCCUACAAGCCACGAACCGCAGUAAAAUCUCGUGUAUUAGCCGAUUUCAUUGCGUACUUUACACCUAACUCUCAAGUGCAGGCGGAAAAAGAACUUUGCCACCUUACAGAGGGACAGGCAAAUGGCACAUGGGAAUUACAUGUAGACGGUUCAAGCAAUGUAAGAGGAAGCGGAUUAGGACUGGUUCUGGCCUCACCCCAAGGCGAGAAGAUCGAGCAAGCAAUCAGAUGUGGGUUUAAAGCUACAAACAAUGAGGCAGAGUAUGAGGCUAUGAUUGCUGGACUCGGACUGGCCAAAGAAAUGGGAGCCAAAAGAAUCAACGUCUUUAGCGAUUCACAACUUGUAGUCAACCAAGUGCAAGGUAGCUAUCAGGUCCGAGAUAGCAAAAUGACAGCUUAUCUUGAGAAAACAAAAGAGUUGCAAUCGACCUCCGACGAGUUUACAAUCAGUCAGGUGCCUAGGGAAAAUAAUAGUCACGCAGACGCCUUAGCCAACCUUGGGUCUUCCAUCCAGACAACCAGCCCCAAAACAAUCCCAAUGGUGUACCUCCAAUGGCCUGCUGUCUGGAAGAAAGAAGAAGAAGAAGAAGUAAAUGACGUCGCCAACGAAAAGACAUGGAUGACGCCCAUCAUCGAGUACUUAGAAAAAGAUGUGCUACCAGAAGAUAAGAAUGAAGCCCGAAGAGUCAAGGCUCAGGCAGCCAGAUUCUCAAUAAUACGAGGUAAGCUCUAUAAACGAUCCUAUUCUGGUCCAUAUUUGAGAUGUGUUAACCCUGCAGAAGCAAAAUAUAUACUAGCUGAGCUUCACGAGGGCGAAUGUGGCAACCAUUCGGGAGGCAGAAGCUUAGCACACCGGGCCCUCACACAAGGCUACUAUUGGCCUUCUAUGAGAGCUGACUCAUCUGAAUAUACAAGACGGUGA
This is a messenger RNA of Cannabis sativa, 1560 nucleotides long. RefSeq lists its product as uncharacterized. Gene Ontology annotation, molecular function: RNA-DNA hybrid ribonuclease activity; nucleic acid binding. The coding region runs from base 1 to 1560 and encodes 519 amino acids. NCBI's taxonomy places the organism in Eukaryota, Viridiplantae, Streptophyta, Magnoliopsida, Rosales, Cannabaceae. The transcript has a single exon. The record is from RefSeq and is a predicted model, not a curated record.